AUGGCAACCAAAAACUACCAAGGUGGUAAAGUACAUGGACAAGUCUUGAAGCAACAAGAAAAUUCUCUAGAUUCCAUUGCCGAUGAGUUUAGAACUGAAUUGGAUGAUGCUACCAUUCAGAAAUAUAAAGAAAAGUUCAUGUUGUACGAUGUCAACAACAGUGGUGAUAUCGAUUUAUACGAGCUCCAAUUGAUGAUGGAAAAGAUUGGUCAAACCAAGACCCAUCUCGAAUUGAAAAAGAUGAUUGCCGAAGUCGACUCCACCGGUAAAGGAACUAUUAACUUUAGAGAUUUCCUUAUAAUGAUGACUGGAAAGAAGAGUUCUAUUCUUCAAAAGAUUUUAAUGUUUGAAGAAUUGGCCAAGAAACCCGAAACACCAAAAGGACCACCACCAAAGAAGUCAAUCUCUGAUUUCUUAUAA
This is a messenger RNA of Heterostelium album PN500, 420 nucleotides long. RefSeq names its product calcium-binding protein (gene cbpB). Gene Ontology annotation, molecular function: actin filament binding; calcium ion binding. The coding region runs from base 1 to 420 and encodes 139 amino acids. Gene Ontology annotation, biological process: ruffle assembly; actin filament bundle assembly. NCBI's taxonomy places the organism in Eukaryota, Evosea, Eumycetozoa, Acytosteliales, Acytosteliaceae. Gene Ontology annotation, cellular component: actin filament; ruffle membrane. The transcript is spliced from 3 exons. The record is from RefSeq and is a predicted model, not a curated record.